CCUCACCGGCGUCACCUUCUGCGGGUGUGGCUUCCUGGGGGUGUACCUGGUGGGCGUGGCCUCCUAUUUGCAAGAGCACGUCCCUCGUGUGCUGGAGAAGCAGUUCGGCGGAUCUUCUGUGGGUUCUUUGGUGGCGAUUUGCCUCAUCUGUGACAUUCCCCUUUACCACAUCCGACAGAAAUUACUCGACACAGCUAAGGAAGCCAACAACAAGUUCCUUGGGACGCUCAGCCCUUCCUUCUCCCUGGAAACGCCUCUGCUAAGGGCCUUGCUAGACUUGCUACCCGAGGACGCUCACAUCAAGGCUUCCGGAAGACUCUACCUCUCACUCACUAAAGCUUCUCGACUCUCUAAUGAGCUAGUAAGCGAAUUCAAGACGCGACAGGAGCUCGUGCAAGCUCUCAUCUGCUGCUGCUACGUGCCGGUCGUUUCGGGGUUCUCCGUGCCCAGUUUCAAGGGAAACUUGUACGUCGACGGAGCGAUGAGCAACAACUUGCCGCUGAAGGGCCCGAACACCAUGAGCGUCCACGCCUUCGCCGGCGACUUCGACAUCUGCCCUGAAGACCAGGGUUUCUCCAGCCCCUUGAUGGCCACGGCCUUCAACCAGCGUCUCUCUCUCAGCCUCGCCAACGUCAGGAGAUUCGCCUGGAGCCUCGCCCCGCCCGUGCCGGAGGAGCUCGACAAGUUCUACUACGAGGGCUACGCCGACGCCCGGAGGUGCAUCACGCAGAGCUUCAAGCUGUGAGGGACGAGGGGAGUGUUAUAAUGUGCAUAUGUAUUAAAACAUGCAUAUAUACUGUACACUGAGUGUUCACACACACAUACGCAGUGUGUGUGUAUGUGUGUGUGUGUGUGUGUGUGUGUGUGUGUGUGUGUGUGUGUGUGUGUGCGUAAUUGUGUGUCUAAAUAUCUGCAUGUGCAUGCAUAUGUGUGUCUGCAUGUGUACAUUUUCCGAUGAAACAUUCAUGAGUAUAGAGAUACUUAGACUCUUACACAUAUGACCGCGUGUAUAGGCAUAAAAAAAUACAAAAUAAAAUUUGUAAGGCAA
Messenger RNA from Penaeus monodon (black tiger shrimp), 1048 nucleotides. Its product is annotated as patatin-like phospholipase domain-containing protein 2. Gene Ontology annotation, biological process: triglyceride catabolic process; lipid homeostasis. The record is from RefSeq and is a predicted model, not a curated record. Gene Ontology annotation, molecular function: triacylglycerol lipase activity. Lineage: Eukaryota; Metazoa; Arthropoda; Malacostraca; Decapoda; Penaeidae. Gene Ontology annotation, cellular component: cytoplasm; membrane; lipid droplet.